AUUCUCAUAUGAAUGUGAUGUGAUGGUAUGAGCAUCAGGGUGAUUGCAACUUCUGACAAGUGAUCAUUUUGGUGGAUGUGUGGGUGGGCUUAGCUAAAUUGUAUUGUUCAGAGGGAUCUGCCAUUGGGGCAGGCGUGGACUAAACGAAGGUGAAAAUAGUUGAACAAUCUCACGAGAAAAUAUGAGAUUUUACUGAUUAUUGUUUACAUUGCAAAAACAUGAGAUUCGAACCAAAUCGAUCCGGAUUCAACUGAAACGCUUGCAACAGGACAACUUCCGAAACAGACUGAUUCUCUCCCCUGCGGCGAGGAAGGAGAUCGGAGCCGAACUUCGUUUUGAUCGAGCUGAAAGCCAGGACCCAAAUUUCGUCUUCCCAUCAGGGGAGAAAAAGAUAGGGGUAACUAACGCUAGCCUAAAGACUUAAUUUAUAACUGGUGGAAAACGCAGAUUCUCAAGGGCCGCUGUGGUGUGGAGUAAAACAACACUACCCUGCGUGGUAUACAGUAUGGUCCUUGGAGAGAAGGACGUGAUGGGGAUCCCCGCCUAAGGAGAACAGCAAGGCGGGUUUGGGAUACCCGGGGUAGUCGAGGCCUCCGAGGAAAUCCUCCGUUGUCUACCUUGGGCUACACCGCGCGCUCCCGUGUCUUGAUCGUUAACAAUCAACACGCGAGGGACGCGGCGGUUGAUGCGGCCUAGCCUGGGAGGGUCUGCCGAGCAUCGGGGAAACAACGGGGACGGUUUCAGGGUUAACACCAGGCCCUCUGGAGGACCGAAAAAACGUGAAAUUGCAGUAAGUAUCCCGUUAGGUUGUUGUAAUUAAUAAUAAAUCUGGACAAGUCUCAAACAACAAUCAUCCCGAGCAUCGCGGCAAGCGCACCUGACAACACAGAACCGAGAAGAUGCUUCUUUUUGACAGACGACUCAACGUUAGCCUGUAGGCUACCUAACACAGCUACCGAAGGUGUAUUUGUAAAGAAUUCACCGUAGCAAACAGCAGCUGUGAUGUAGCUGGCCUAACAUUGACCAGACAUUAAUGAUGGGGGCAGUAGCAAUGACGAUUUUCCUCAGUAUAACACGUUUCUUAGAAAAUCCAAUGUAAUGUUACACGCUAACGUUAACAGUUAGCUCUUCGGCUGCAAUGCUAAAGGAUGCCAACAUCGACAGGGUUGUUAGCUCAUUUACCCGAUGUUAGCAUACUCACUCGCGGGCCAUUAACCAGUGAUGUUUUAAAUCGUUAUCUUUAUUAUUGUAUUGUGUAUUCAUACCAGAACAUUUAACUAAGAGUCCAGUGACUCUAUGCUUGGUGUUUAUGCUUUAAUGGCCAUCAAUGGUGCAGGUUUCUGUGUCCAUCUAAUGUAUGUAAGCCAUAGGUAAUGUUCAGACAUAACAGUCAGUAUGGGGCGUGUAACCUAAACGUUCACCUUCUACACAAGCUAGCAAGUUCGGCUGUUAUUGUCCUUAGUGGCCUUUUCCUUGGUCUAAGUAUACUUGGCAGUUCCUCCAUUAGUGACCUUUCACAACUCCAGCGCCAUGCAGCUUAGGCCUAUAAUGCCAGGGAGUUAUCACAUGAUGCUAUAAUUUUUAAGACAAUAGCUCUCUCACAUCUGGCUGAAGUCUUAAAUGCAUAUUCAAUAUACCUUAUUAACUUUGUGUCUGGCCAGGUUGCGCACAUUAGUGCUGUGAGUGUUUUACUGGGCACUCAAGCUGAACACACAUGAUAGUGGAAAACAUUAUUGUUGUCAGACUUAUUGAUGACUCAGAACAGGAAUUUUCCACAUCCAUAUAGCUAAAAACAGCAAUGACUCAUCACAACCAGUGCCUUUGAAAUAGUGAUCCGUCACUCCCACUUCAAUAUAUCAGUCUCUGCUACAUCUUUCUUAAUCUGUGCUCUUGUGUCUGCAGCCAUGAUGGAAGAACUGCACAGCCUGGACCCCCGACGGCAAGAGCUGUUGGAAGCUCGCUUCACUGGGGUUGGUGUAGCUAAGGUUUGUGUUACAGCAGAUCUCUCUGAGGUGAAGCAUUAUACCUCUUCAGUUAAAGUAUUUAUAAACUCUGAUUUUCUUGUUUAUACAGUUAUUGCAAAUCUCUUCAUUUCUUUGUGCCACUCUGCUUCAGUAUCAUUCUACUGUUUGGCAUGGACAGGCUUGGCCCUGCUCCUUUUCUUUGUCUGUCUCUGGAGAAGGUUGAGCUGUGUCUGUAUUGGCUGUUGUGAUAUGGCAUCUCUCCCUGGCUCACGCCGAAGUGCCUGUAUGUGCAAGUGGCAAUGCCUGCCAAAAAGGCCACAGACAGGACAAGGGUGGUAGGGGGAGGAUGAGAGCAGGCAGAGGAGGUAUGCAGAAAUAGUUCUUGACCAGGUGUGAGUGGGAGCAACAUUUAGCCCUCCAGCCUCUUGCUCGCAACAUGGAUGGAGCUGUCUUUGUAGAAGGUGAUCUUGGAACAGUUAGGGAGCGAGAGUCAGCGCCAGGAGUGGGCCCUGUGCCAGCCAUAGGCAGAGCUGAGCCCAGAGCAUGGCAUGGCUGCUGCCGCAGAGAAAAUGGCGGACUUCGAUAAGGCUUUAUCCCAAAACGGUCCUUAAUGACAAGAGAUGUAAUGCAUGUUGGGGGAAAUUAUAGAGAUGUGUAUAAACAACGGCCAUAAAGCAAACAUUGGUUGGUGGGCUAGAAGUCCUUCGGUGCAAUGUCACAUAGCAGAGUAGUGUUUUGUUUUGUUUUUUCUUGACCUUGAACAGCCCCUUUGGCACAGCCUCUCUCCUUCUCUGGCUUCACUGAGGUUAUUAUAAAGGAAAGGAAAAAUGUAAUCCUUUUGGACAAAAGUUUGGGACACCUCUUGCUAAUGGAACAGAGAUGUUAGGUACUGCACUUCCUUUUUGAAGAAGUCUGAUCAAACAACCAAGUUAUCUUGAGGAGGCUAGGGUGUGAAAAUAAGCUCCCAUUCUUGGAUCGAGUAGCGCAUGAUGGUAUCUUUCUCCGGCUUUUUCCAGGUGAACAGGCGAAAAAUGGAUGACAUUAUCUAAAGGUGACAGAGAGAGGGAGGAAUAUAUCCCCAGCAGCAUGCCUAAUGUUCAGCCAUUUUAGGAGGGUUCAGUGAGGGAGCUCUUGUGUGCUCUGAAUGACUAAGUAUCUCUCCCUGAUUGGGCAGUGCCUACUGAAUUCUGAUGUGAUUCAUUUGACUGACAGGCAUCACCUAGGGAACCGGCAUUAGGGCUGGUGUCGGUCUAGAUUCAAGGGGAAGUUCGUGUUGAUAUUUAGUGGAAGCUCUGCAACCUUGCGCUUCAUUUCUUACCCAUUUACUGUGUUUUCUAGCUCUGCUUGCUCUGUCUCACAAGCACUUCCACACACAACAAGUAGAUGUGCAUAAAUUUUGCAGACACAGUUUACCAUAUUCGUCUUUUAUGGAUCCUGCGAUUUAAUUGCUCCUUGGGCUCUAAUUUUAUGUAUUUUCCCUCUUUUUUACAGGGCUCAGGUCAGAACCAAAAUGAGUCAUCCAAUCAGAGUCUAUGCAGUGUGGGUUCACUUAGCGACAAAGAGCUAGAGGUAAGACUGUUACUUUUGUGAACUCAAGUCAAACCAUCUCCUUGUGCUGCCUGAUUAUUCACAUGGUUGACUCAAACUCCCUCUCCCCUACAGACUCCUGAGAAAAAAGCAAAUGACCAGAGAGUGAGGAAACGGAAAGCAGACCAUUUUGACAGCAGCCAGGGUAGGACUUAUCAACGGCUGUGAACCUCUCACGUAUAUCUCACACAUCAGCCUCUCUCUUAACUCCAUGCCUCUCUCUUCUAGGCAAAGCAGGAGCGAGGGGACAUAAAAUUAGCGAUUAUUUUGAGGUGGGUAGCAGGAAUGUUUCUUUAACAUAGCUUGUGUCCUCUUGGAAAUUCUGCAGUAUUGGGUCACCUUUCGUACUAUCCCUCUAACCUCUUUUUUUAGUCACCUCUGUCUUUGUGUUGAACUGCUUUCUUCUUUUUCCCUCUGAACUUGUCUGUCAGUUUGCGGGAGGUAGUGGUCCUGGUACCAGCCCUGCCCGGGGAAUUCCACCAGUGGUCCGCUCUUCCCCACAACACUCGCUCUCCAACCCUCCUGUCACGGUGAGCAUGUUUGCUCUAGUCGCUCUCAUGCUUUUUUAUAAUCCACUAAUACUUUUUCCUUCAUUCUCUCUAACAAUCUCUUCAUUGACACAAAAAUCAAGUUGGUUUCCAGUUGAGUAUUUUGAUGUGUGACAGCAGUUAUUAGGAAAAAUAUUUUGAUAAUUAAUAGGGAUGGGAAUCACGAGUGGGCCCACGAUACAAUAUUUUCACAAUACUUGGGCCACGGUGUGAUAUUAUUGUGAUUUUUACCUUUUUGCAAUACAGUGAGUAUUGCGAUAUAAUAUAUUGUAUUUUAUACAGCUUUUUCAACGGGUUAGGUAAUUUAGCAUUUGUCUUUCCUUCAAGUUUGUCUUAUUUACGCUGUAUUUUAUUUUCAUGUAGCACAUCUUGCAAACCAUUUAUAUAUUUGUUGUACUAACUUUUUCCUGCUCUAUGGUGUCACCUCUGCCAACCUCACUGGACAAACUGUUGAUUUAAAAUUUUGUCAUUAUCAUAGAUUUCAUUUCAUAUUAACAAUCAAUCAGAAAAAAUCGAUACUUGGUAAAUGAGACAAUACGAUUUAUCAUCAGACAAAACAUUACGAUACUAAGAUGUAUUGAUUUUUUUUCUCUCAGCCCUAAUAAUUAAUCCCUUAGGGUCUUCAGUUUUUGUCACUGAAACGGUCUCCUAUUUGAUCACGACUGGCAGCUUCUGUAAUAUUCACAGAUGAUGACACAGCCUGUGUGAGUAAAGCUUUGACUGGAUGGAUGUUUCUACCUCCUAGGUGCAGCAAGGAAGUCCGUCAUCCGUAAGCUCGGUCAACACAGAGCACUCAACGUGUUCACUGAAGCCUGCUUCUCUUCACCUGCUCCACAAAGCCACACAGGUACCGUACAUGUUAUCACUGGAUAUCAGCUAUGACUCCUUUUGUAAUUCAAAGAAAGAAACUUUGAUGUAAUCCGCUUUAAAACUAAAUCAAGAAUUGUUUGUCACUUGAAGACUUUUUGGUACUUGUUGUUUCACUGUAGUUUUCUCUGAUGUAGAAAAAAAUCCAAUCUAAACACUGUUUUGUGCUCACUGUCCUCUGUAGUCUGACCUUACCAUAGAGAAACUAACAGCAAUGGAGAACAACAAGAACUCUGACCUGGAGAAGAAGGAGGGCCGGAUAGACGAUUUGCUGAGGGUACUAAUCUCAUUACGUUUUAUCCCCGCUACCCUGCUUGCCGUUUUCAAUCAUUUUGAGAAUAUCAACUCUGUUUUGGCUUUUCACUCCCGGCAUAGUAGGCUGAACACAUUCUGUCUGAAUAUGAAGAAUCAAGUGUAUUCUGGUCGUUCAUUUUCGCUGACCCUUUUUUUCCUGCUUGUUUUUAUGAUCUUCUCCAGGCAAACUGUGAUUUGAGGAGACAGAUUGAUGAACAGCAAAGGAUGCUUGAACGAUACAAGGAACGUUUAAAUAAAUGUGUGACCAUGUCCAAGAAGCUGCUGAUUGAAAAAGUGAGUUUGUUUUAAAAGACUCUGAUAUGUGUUCAGCUCUCAGUUUACAGUGUGGAUUUUCUGUGAUGGAUUGUGUUAUAGAAGAGCUGACUUGAGUCACAGUGAUAAGACAUUUUUGUAUUUUUCUUAUCUCUCUCUGAAGUCCAAACAGGAGAAAAUGGCGUGUCGGGACAAAAGCAUGCAGGACAGGCUUCGACUGGGUCACUUCACCACUGUUAGACAUGGAGCUUCUUUCACUGAGCAGUGGACGGACGGAUAUGCCUUCCAAAAUCUUAUCAAGUGAGGACUUUCUAUAUAAAUAUAUAUAUUUAUGCUUGCACACUUGAUCUUGUUGGUCAUAAGCAGUUUUUCUAAAUCAGUUUUUAUGCGUCACUCAACCUCAGUUCUCUAUAUGUGAUAGUGAUAAGUAAUGAAUGAAAUAGUGUGCACAUUGUUGAACUGUGGGUUUUCGAUAAGCACAUCCUCCACUAGAGAAGUUAUUGUUUCAUUUUGUCCAAGGAUUAAAGUCCAAGUGCAAACUCAAGCAUAUGAGGUCUCUCUUGUGUGUCACUGAGAUGCUUUUGUUUCUUAUCAGGCAACAAGAAAGGAUUAAUUCCCAGCGAGAGGACAUUGAAAGACAGAGGAAGCUGCUGGCUAAACGCAAACCUCCGUCCAUGGCCCAGACUCCGCCCCCUAGCCUGGAGCAAAACAAACGCAAAAGCAAGACUAAUGGAACAGAAAGUGAAGCGUACGAUGCUUUUGUUUGUUCUCAAUCUUUUACAUAAUUUUUCUCUUAUGAACGCAAAGACAACAUGUUCUGCUCUUCUUUCUUGCAGGUUAUCACAGGCAGAGUACCACGAGCAAGAAGAAAUCUUUAAGCUAAGACUAGGCCAUCUUAAAAAGGUCUGGGUUUUCUUUUGGUGUAACUUUGUUUUUAUUUACCUCUUGUUGUUCAAAGAAGAUUCACGAUCAUUUUGUUUCCCUUUGGCAGGAGGAGGCAGAGAUCCAGGCGGAGCUGGAGCGGUUGGAACGAGUGCGAAACCUGCACAUUCGGGAGCUGAAAAGGAUUCACAAUGAAGACAAUUCCCAGUAUGAUAUUUCUUUUUUUUCUUUUUGAUUUCAUCUGUAAUGAUACACAUCUGCUCAACUCAAGUUACUCAGCUUAAAAUGUUUCUAAACCUUUGCAGAUUCAAAGAUCACCCUACGCUAAAUGACAGAUACCUGCUACUCCAUUUACUUGGAAGGGGAGGUUUCAGUGAAGUUUACAAGGUGAGAUAAUCAUGAUCUCUCCCUUUCCAAAACCACAGUUUUCGUGUUUGAAUGAAUGACGAGGAAAAUGAGUUGGCAUCUGAUACAGUUAGUGGUGGAGAAAAUUAGCAGAAAGUAAAAUGUUGUGAAUGAAUCUCAAGUGAUUUCUGAGGAGUUUUCAACACAGUAGUUUUGAAAUUUAUCAAACCAACAUUAAUUUCACAUUAAUUUGAUGGUCUCGACAAGUAACGGAGCUUUAGAACAGUCAGACAUCUAAGUAACAGCUGAUACCAGCGGAAGAGGGAGAAAGCAAUGGGCAAAUGACAAGAGGAUAAUGAAGACCAAGGAGUGAAAUUAAGAAACUGGAGGUCAUUAACUGACAGUUAUUAUCUCAAGAACAGACACAAAUGUUAGAAAAGCAGCUGGAUUUUUUUUUCUAAUGCUGCUAUAAUCCUGUUUCCUUCUGUCCAGUUGGUGUUUACAAUCCUCUGCCCUCUUUCACACCACCAUUUAAAGAUUAUUUUUAUUAAGUGGCAAAUACAGACGCUCUUUCCACAGCCAUUUGGCAUCAAGAUGUGCAAAACAGCUCUCAGUCUGUUUGCUGAUUAAAAAAAAAGAAAGAAAAAAGCACAGACAGCAAUGUCCCCUGCUAAUUGUAGUCCCAAGUAGCAGAGUGUCGGAGCUCCACCACAAUGUCCUAAUUAGUCCAAAAAUAUACAUUUAUCAAAACUAUAAACAGGGAGAAGGUCGUGUUUAGCACUUUUCUUGCAUGGUGAGCAGGAUGUAUCAGUGUUGUUUGCCUUUUUUCAAGCACCUUAUCAGAGACUAAAAUCUGCUAUUAUAACAACCUCAGGAGACAGUGGUGAUGUUGCAUAUUUUGAAAAGUAUUCGAGGAUGUUGUUUUUUUUUUUUUCACUUGGUACUCUCAGCUGACUGCAUCAACGUUUUGAGAUUAAAUCAUGCGCCAGAAAAGUGUUUCCCAGGAAUCUGCUGUCAUCAUGGACACAGCUAUUUGAUUAGAAUCAAGAUUCUGAUUGCAGCUAAAACAAAGAUACCCUAAAGGCAUUUCCUAACUCAUCUACUGCAUUUAUUCCCAGGCUUUUGACUUAACAGAGCAAAGGUAUGUUGCAGUCAAAAUACACCAAUUAAACAAGAACUGGAGGGAUGAGAAGAAAGAAAAUUAUCACAAGUAAGUGCUGUGUAUGCUUCUUAGCAGUACUACAGUGUGCUGACUCAGGCCAGAGUUAAUGUUCUGUUUAUCAAUCAUUUAACCAUUCGAUUCACUGUCUGUGAAAUGGUUUUAAUGUUAAGUUAUUCACUUUUUCAGACACGCAUGCCGAGAAUAUAGAAUUCAUAAAGAGCUGGACCACCCGCGAAUAGUAAAACUCUACGACUACUUUUCGCUUGACACUGACUCGUAAGUAUUGUCCUUUUAAAGAACUGACAUGUUUGCAGACUUUGAUUUAAAGCAACAUCACAGAUAUUUCUUUAGUGCUGAGCAUUAAAAGUUCUUCAGCUGAGUUGGUUGAGUACCUUUCUUUCGGGUUGGAACAGGUUCUGUACAGUUCUGGAGUACUGUGAGGGCAACGACUUGGACUUCUACUUGAAGCAGCACAAGCUGAUGUCAGAGAAAGAGGGACGCUCCAUCAUCAUGCAGAUUGUUAAUGCCCUCAAGUACCUCAAUGAGAUCAGACCGCCUAUCAUCCAUUACGACCUCAAACCUGGUGAGUCCACACUCCACAAAGACAUUUGUUAAAUACCAACUCUAAACAAUCUGAGGACAAUAAUAUCUGAUAGGGCUGGGCAAUUAUGGCAAAAAUAAUAAUCAUGAUUAUUUUGAUAGAUAUUCAAAUCACGAUUAAUAAAUGUGGUUAUUUAUUGAUUUCAAAACUAAUAGAUAAUCAAGAGAACAGCCAUAAAUAAAUUAGUAACAAGUAAACAAUUAAAAUAAUAACAAUAGUAAAUGUAAAUAAUGAUAGCAAUAAAAACAAUGAAUAAAAAUAAAUACCCAAUCUACAUGCACUCCUGCAAAACACAAACACAGCCAAAAAACAAAAGACUCUUUAAAGGUUUUUCAAAAACCUUGUUUAAAAACAAUUGGAUUGGUCGGAUUGGCCAAAAAGUGCUUUACUUCCUCAGCUGUGUGAUCUCCGAUAACUUGCUAAUGCAUGGCACACACGUGCUCCGCAGUGCAGCGCCCGUGUGUGCACAUGUACUGAUAUAUAUGAGUCAGAGCUAGAGCCACGUAAAUUUUUUAAAACCCUCAUUUUUAGGAUGUGGCGGCUUUUAUUUUGGGGAUACCCUGAAGUUGGUCUUGUUGCCUUGGGGAGAGACAGCGUGACAAACUUUUCAAACAAGUUCCUUUUGCUCGAAAUCCCUCAAAUUGAAGCCAAAAUGUUUCCAGAUAACUGAAGUUGUCCUACCUUUCUUCUCAACCAAAGGCUGCCUUUCUGCCAUGUUUUCAAUCACUCACUCUUCAUAUUAUUGAUCCACACACCAUCACACACUUGCUGCAGCUGCACGUAAAAGGGGUACAUUCAAGGUGUUUUCUUGGCACAGGAACCUAUAUCUUUUAUCUUCGAUUAUAAUGUUUUUAUGAUUGUGAGGAGCCAAAAUCGAAAUUAUGAUUGAAACUCAAUUGAUUGUCCAGCUCUAUUAUCUGAUCUUGCCCUUCACAUGUUUAGCACACAGUUGAAGAUUGUCUAGGUGUAAAUGAAUCAUUUAUUUUUGAAGGGAAGGGUAGACACCAGGUGAAAGCUAGCAAAGAGCGAAUCCUUCUGAAAUACUAGUUUUAGGUUAGUAGACACACAAAACAAGUAAGCAUUUAUUCACAAUACAACUGUAACAGCUGUGACUUUGACAGAAAGAGUCUGAAACAACUCCAACACAAUGUGACCUGCUUCAUCAGCACACUCACUGUUCCAGGGCUUGACUGUUACCUGCUGUGUUCAAAGACCUGCUCAAUUGAACUCUAAACUAACUUCAUCGUUGGGGGUUUGGAAGUCAGAGACCGUUUAAUGUCUGGGUCUUUUGGAGAUUCAUGUUCACACAGGCAUCACACACUGCUCUGGGUAUUAUCAAGACGUUUUCAGGAGAGCAGUAUAUGUUUGCGACUCCAGCUCUGCACAUUUCACCUCACGUCUGGUAAUCCUUUCCUCUUCCUAUUAAAGGCAACAUCCUCCUGGUGAACGGCACAGCUUGCGGCGAGAUUAAGAUCACAGAUUUCGGGUUGUCCAAGAUCAUGGAUGAUGACAGCUACAACUCGGUGGACGGGAUGGAGCUGACGUCACAGGGGGCAGGGACCUACUGGUAAGAUUUAUGCUGGAAGAUGACACUCUGCCACAGGGUUAGGGUUCAUGUGUGAUAUAGUAAACUGUGAUGAGUAUUUUUUACCGCUGAGCUUUAAUCCUCAAGGGUCAGAUGUUUCGUGUUGUCACUGCUGAAGUAAUUUUCCAUGGCCGUGCUUCUCCCACCCACAGGGGACUUGAAAUGAACAGCCUUUAUGAAGACAUCUUAUGAUAUAGAGGGGAGAAAAUGUCUGAAUCCAGUCUGGUAUGAGUGGAAUUUUAACUCAAAAUCAGAGCUGAGCCAGAACACCUCCACUUCAAAUAAUGUCAUGUUAACUGGAAAAUGUAACAUUUCAAGAGCCAUAUAACACAAGAGGGGAGGGGGAUUUUGUUCAAUGACAGAUGCCUUUGACAGGGUUUGAAGACUCUCUGUUUGAACUUCACUGCUACACCUAAAUUUAAGCUCUGUCAUGUCCUACAUCUAUACAGGCAAGGUGGCAAAAUCCCUUCUAGCCACUUGGUUAAUGCGACAGCAGUGAGAUUUACACUUGGCAUGCAGAACCGUGUCUUUUAUGGUUACUUUGUUUGACAGCACACUGAGUCGUUAGUAGUUUGCCACCUAAAGGCACACCACUAUGGACACUUUUAGGGCUUAAACACAGCAGAUUUUGUAGCAGCAUCACUCAAAACAAUAAUUUAUCAAAGGCAAGGAGUACAGAGUGUAAACUUUAACAAGAAAAUGUAAUGAACAUGUGCGUAAAUUACUGUCAUGAUUUUAUGAUAGAGCAUCUGCAGGUGAAUAAUAGACUUCAAAUCAACUCACUGUCACAGAUUUUCACAUUACAGAUUUUUUUUUCUGUAUGAGCAAUAAGCACCAUGUUCAGUAACGUUUGAUUUAAUUAAGUCACACUUGAUAUCCAUGUAGAUGUUGAGGAUUCAGAGUUAUUUAAACAUUUGCGACACUUGCAUUUGGGACUAAAAAUAGAUGUGUGUGAAUUGUAAAAUGUAUUUAGGGGCACACGUGAGCAUAAAAAAAUAAGCUGAGGCCACAAAUGUUUACUCAUGUAAAUACGGCGGUGAAGUUAGUUUUAGGAUGGAUACUCGAUGGACGUUCACUGCAGAUCCAGCGGUGUCUUCUCACUCUCCAUAAUUGGGAAUAGCAACAGUAGUGCGGUUAAAUCUACUUGGCCUUCUCGCUGUCAACAUUGGGUGUUUGAAUAAGGGACCAUCAAUAAAUUACUGGUUGAUGUUUUCAGAACAGGCUGUUUUCAUUCAAUAGCUUCCAUGUCAUCUGACCAAAAGACCUAAUAUUGAUUUCAAAUAAUUCCCUAAUUUGUCCUCAAACAAAUGUUAUGUUAAAUUUAAAGGCAAAUCUUAAACAUUUUCUUUAAUAGCCUCCAUGGCAUGUGACCAAAAGACCUAAAAUUGAUUUCAAAUUUUCCAUUUUAUUAUGGAAAACACAAUUUUCAUUGUGCCCCUAAAGUUCUUUGCGUGCUCCUAGUGAAAAAAGUUGAUGAUUAGCCCUGAUUUCCCUAACACCACUUGUCAAAAAGGAGCUUUUGUGGCUUUUUCUUAAUGAACUACUUUCAGUUGUCAUCUUGCUUUCCUCCCAAGGCUCAAUCAAUCAUUUAAUUCAACGUUGAUAACAAGUUUUAGUGUCACAAGGUCUACAAGCACCCAAUGGUCCCCCAAAAGCAAUAUGCCCAACUUGUAAGGAAUCCUGUUCUUGCAAACCUCCAGGCCCUGACAACCGAUUAAAGUCCACAUCUCUGGUUUUCUUCUUUAGGUAUCUGCCUCCUGAGUGUUUUGUGGUUGGGAAGGAACCGCCCAAAAUCUCCAACAAGGUGGACGUGUGGUCUGUGGGGGUCAUUUUCUAUCAGUGUUUGUAUGGUCGAAAGGUAAGGGAGACACACAGCGGAAAAUACUUGUGAUACCAUUUACUCUCCAGUACCAAUCUUAAGUAAUGUGUUACUGCAGCAAAGUAAAAAUAAUAUGUAAUUGGAAUAAUUUGCCUAAAAUAAAUGCUACUGUGAUUUAACACUGACAGAUAUGUGAAUUUAAUUUUAGUCUGUCCUUAUACCGACAAAAAGUUACUCUCCUUAGUAACCCUUUUUGUUUAAGACUUUCUUGAGUCUCUUUGCUCAUCCAAAAUAAAACACCAUUAAUUUAGAGUAAAAAUUGAUUAAUCCAUGUUAAUUUUGACAGUCCUGGAUCUAACUAAAAAUAGUGUCAACAUCAGCAAACAUUCAUUCCUUCUUCUCACUUUAUUUAUUUGUUUAUUUACUGCGAUUAAUUACAUUUUUUUUCUUCCUCUGUUUGCUCUCCAGCCUUUCGGUCACAACCAGUCCCAGCAGGACAUCCUGCAGGAGAACACCAUACUGAAGGCAACAGAUGUGCAGUUUCCCCCUAAACCAGUAGUCACACCUGAAGCUAAGGUACUGGGCUCGAACCUUCCCACUAUAGUUCAGUAAAUCUAAAGUUUAAACAAUAUUUGUGAUUUCAAGUGGAUCAGAGCUGAUCUAGUGAUUUAAAGUUUGAUCACCUCCAGUGGUUUUUAUGUCAGCUGUUACUAUUUAGAUGCAAAAGUGCGAGUUACUUAGUGUGACGGAGCGAUCAGUGUGCCUAGCUGUGUUAAUUCAAAAUAAUAAAUGGGACCUCCAUGUUGAACUGUAGCCAAAGUUUAAAAGUUAUUACACAAACACUCACACAGCCAGCUAGAUUACAACAACAAGAACUGCUUUAUGGCAGCCUGCGGUAACUUUCAAGGGACAGAUGGUUCAGAGGGGAAAAUAAAAACAGGACAGUCUGUCACAUAAGCAUCCCUGCAGCUAAAACAUCCCCGGUGUGGAAAUAUCUUAAACUAGGCAGUAAAAACAGUCCAAUAGCCACUUCCAUGAUAUGCAAUACACUUGUUUUGCGAGAUGGUGGCUGUAGAGCUGCGUUCAAAACGACCAAUUUGAUACAUUGUAAAAAACAAAACAUGCAAUAUGAUGAGACAUGCUCUUUAAGCAUCAGGACAAAGGCAGAUUUCCCAAAGCAACAAUAAGGUGAAGCAUGGUGUGACAUUUGGGUUUCACAGCGCUCCACUUUUCAGUUUACGGUGAAGCAGGUCAGUUGAUAUUUUAAUCGAGUUUGUGGGGGGAAAAAAAAGUAAAAUGGAGAAUAUCAUAAGAUAGGCGAGUUAAUCUCCAAUAUUUAUGUUCUUGAUCUAGCAGUGAUGUUAAAACUUGAGCCAUCUUGUGAGAGUUGCGUUCACAACAGCAUUUCCUCAUGAUUUACAUGCACACCAGUUUUGUGGCUCUCACGGCAGAGAAUGUAAAACAGACCAUAUGCGAGUUGUGCAACAGUUCUAAAAGGACUAAGUUAAAUGGAAUAAACCGAAGAUGUCUUUUUGUUAUUCUGUUUAUUUUACCAUUUAAAAAAAAAUAUAUAUAUAUAUAAAUUUGUACUUAGUAUCAGCCAACAGUUUUUAUUGAAAAAUCCAGUUUGGAUAGGGGCCAAAAACGCUGAAGCUGACAUUCCCAGUUUGUGUUGUAACUACUUGUAUUCAUAUUAGUAGUUUAUCCUCCCUUUUUUACUUUUUUAAUUCUACAUUUACACACUGAUUACUGUUCUUAAGAGUUCUAAUUUGUCACUCACUUAACUCUUAUUCUGUCCUUCUUCAGGCCUUUAUAAGGCGCUGUCUAGUCUACCGUAAGGAGGACCGCAUCGAUGUGCACCAGCUGGCCAGUGACCCCUUCCUCAUGCCCCACAUCCGCAAAUCAGUGGCCUCAUCCGGCACUUCAGGCAUGGCUGUGGCCUCCACAUCCAGCUCCUCAAACAGCAGCGCCUCAAACUGAGCACACGACCCUUAAUGACUGACUGACCUGUUUGAAAGAGUGGGGUAGUGGCGACACCAUACUGUGUCCUCCCCUUCCAACUGCAUCCCACCUUGCCAUGAAGAGCCUAAGAGAAACCGGCCAGACGAUGAAGAGGGGUGGGUGAGAAGUCAUGGAGAGGGUUGAGAAGGGAGACCUGUAUCACCCUUCAUCCCUUGCAUGUCCACCCACCCCAGCCUACCUGUCGUCCUUUCUCAAAGGGGUGGCGUUGUUCUGGGGGUUCAAAGCCCUGGAUGAAGUAACACAGCUGGGGGCGAAGCUUGGCACUGUGUUGGUGGAAAGUUGGGUUCAGUGUUUGGGGUUAUUCCUUUCUGCUUAAAAAGAAAAAAACGAAGUACAGAACUGCUUCAGCUUGGCCAGAUGGGAAGGACUGCGGACGGCCUCAUACCCAUACACACUCACACACACACACACACACACACACACACACACCCAUGCAUGAGCCAUUCUGGUCGGAGGUAGUCCGAACUCUCCAAGAGCAAACAUUUUGUUUGUACUCAUCUCCCAAAACUUUCUCUGAGAAAACUGGUCUGGCCUGUUAUUGUAUUGAACCCUAAAUAUCUAUGGCACUCUGUCGUCCCUCCCCGCUGUUCUGGGAUCCCCCUGCCCUGCUUAAAUUCCAGCCCCAGAUAGUUUGUGACGAGGAGGGACAGAAGCUACUAUCCCCUUUAGCCUCCCCUCUUUCUCCUUGUCAAACUCCUGUGACCAAAGCUUAUAACUUCCAGCUGGUGGCAGUGUUCCACCUCAGUUUUUAUAAUGAAUGGUUUUAGAGACGUGUUACUUGAUAUGGAGUGGAAGAUGAUGAGAAACGACCCCUUUUACAUUUUUUUAAAAAAGCGUUUCAAUUUAACCAGUUUUAUGGACAAAAACUGUUGUGUUUUUCAAGUUGCCUUUAAUUAGAACUGUUACUGUUUUGAUUGACCCCCUACCAUAAACACAUAUUUAUUUAGGUAUGUUUGAAUUUAUUUUGGCCAAUAAAAUGCAAGGGACUGGUCUACCUAAUAGUACCAUUGGGGGGAGAUUGGGCCUUAGCAGAGAGUUGCAUAAACCAUUAAAUACUAUUGGUUAAACAUG
Molecule: messenger RNA, 15020 nt
Organism: Xyrichtys novacula (pearly razorfish)
Lineage: Eukaryota; Metazoa; Chordata; Actinopteri; Labriformes; Labridae
Source: the annotation of a GenBank genome assembly